Molecule: messenger RNA, 1912 nt
Organism: Pistacia vera
Lineage: Eukaryota; Viridiplantae; Streptophyta; Magnoliopsida; Sapindales; Anacardiaceae
Product: trihelix transcription factor GT-2-like
Exons: 2
Coding region: 339-1847 (502 amino acids)
Source: RefSeq, a predicted model, not a curated record
UUGUGAUAUUACUUUUUUUUUUUUUUUUUUUUGGAGCUGCUAUAGCUGCUAGCUGUAUUGCUAGAAGUCUCCUAUAUGCUAUGCUAGCUGCAGAAGACUCAUCAGCCGUGCUCGGGACCUCCUCCGGGGCGACGUGCUGCCCCCACGCGGCCGCAAUUGGAGCUCAUGAAACAGCUGGUGUUGCUGGUGCUGGUUUUGAUGCUGGUCAAAUUCUGGUGGCGAAGAAGAUACAGGCGACCGAGUUUUGGCGGAAACCGUGGCCGAACAAAACUUUGGCUCUUUUGAAGAUACGUUCUGAUAUGGAUCAGUGUUUCGUGACUCCAGUCUAAAGGUCCAUUAUGGGAGAAGUUUCAAGGAAACUAGCAGAGCUUGGGUAUCAUCGAAGCGCCAAGAAAUGCAAAGAAAAAUUUGAGAACGUCUACAAGUAUCACAAGAGAACCAAAGAUGGCCGAACGGGUAAACCAGAGGGCAAACAUUACAAAUUCUUCGAUCAAUUAGAAGCUCUUGAUCACCAUCAUCAGCAUCAUCACUUUCAGUCGUUUACUCCACCAUCCUCAUUACCAAAACCUCAAACAACAAUUCCAUUCCAAACUGUAAUUACUUCUCCUGCAACUAUAAUGCCUUGGAGUACUACUCCAACAAACCCUAUUGCUCAAAACACUACUCAACAUGUCACAACAACGCCUGCAACAACGAAUAACCCUGCAAUGAUUUCGGCAACGCCUCCAACGCAUGCUUUCAAUUCGUUUCUGAGUAGUUUUCCCAAUAUUUCAUCCAAUCUUUUCUCGAGUUCGACCUCGUCUUCGACAGCGUCGGACGAGGAAUAUUCGGAAGGGGUGCGGGGGAAUAAUAACAAGAGGAAGCGGAAGUGGAAGGAGUUCUUCAAGAGGUUAACGAAACAGGUGAUCAAGAAGCAGGAGGAGUUGCAAGAUAAGUUCUUGGAAACAAUUGAGAGACGUGAACACGAAAGAUUGGUUCGUGAAGAAGCUUGGAGAAUUCAAGAAAUGACACGAAUUAACAGGGAGCAUGAGAUUCUAAUCCAAGAACGAUCCACGGCCGCGGCUAAAGACGCUGCGGUCAUUGCAUUCUUGCAGAAGAUCUCAGGACAACAGCCCCAGAUAAAUUUGAUCCAAUCACGAGAAAAUAAUCUACCACAACCGCCUGCUGCGCCGCCACUAGAGCUAGCGGUUCGUCCACAACAACAACAAGCUCCGCAUCUGCCGCCGCCUACGACGACUAUGAUUAAUUUGGAUACUACUACAACUGCGAAACCUGUUAAUGGGAAUAGUGGUGGUGUUAUAUCAAUGUCCAGCUCAUCGAGAUGGCCAAAAGCUGAAGUUCAAGCUCUUAUUAAAUUCCGGACGGAUCUUGCUAAUAAGUAUCAAGAGAACGGACCGAAAGGGCCGUUGUGGGAGGAGAUCUCGGCAGCAAUGCGGAGCGUAGGGUACAAUCGGAGCGCGAAGAGAUGCAAAGAGAAGUGGGAGAACAUUAAUAAGUAUUUCAAGAAAGUGAAAGAGAGCAACAAGAAGAGGCCGGAGGAUUCAAAGACAUGUCCAUACUUCACCCAGCUGGACGCUUUGUACAAAGAGAAGAUGAUGAAACCGGUGAAUAAUCCGAUGGUGCCAUUGAUGGUUCAGCCGGAGCAACAAUGGCCGUUGAUGCCAGAAGACGAAGAUCAUCACAAUGCGGAUCAGAUGCAAGAAGAUGAGGAAGGGGAAGAUGUGGACACUGAAGACGACGAAUUCGAAGGUCGUGGUGGCGGCGGCGCUGGCGAUGGUGGUGGUGGUUACGAGAUAGUAGCAAACAAAGCUGCAGUUGCUGCUUCUUCAAUGGGAAGUGGUGAGUGAAGAGAGAAGUCAAAAACUUGAAUGUGAAAAUUGUCAAGAAUCGAUCAAAAUCUUUACAUUACGGU